Molecule: messenger RNA, 2073 nt
Organism: Gadus macrocephalus (Pacific cod)
Lineage: Eukaryota; Metazoa; Chordata; Actinopteri; Gadiformes; Gadidae
Exons: 3
Coding region: 755-1987 (410 amino acids)
Molecular function (GO): zinc ion binding
Source: RefSeq, a predicted model, not a curated record
AAAUGAACGAUUAGACGGCUUACGUUAACGCCCAGUAAACGGGAAAAGGGAUUUAAGAUGUAUGUCGCCAGCUACAACGAUUAGACGGCUAACGUUAACGUUCGGUUAACGUAACGGUUAACGUUCGUUGUUUUGAUCGACUAUGACUGACAGACUUAUCAGCUAGUUUGAGUUUGUUUUAGAUACUGUCAAGGUAUUGUGCAAAAUGUAACGUUAACGUUAUAGUAUUGUGUGUUCGUCUUCUUCCUUCCUCACAGUGUCAUUGAGAGACAAGGUGACAGGAGAGAUCAGCGUGAGGGCAGUCUGUCAUAGAUCAAUGAGGAAAAGUGAAAAGCCACACGACUUAAGAGUAGGGUCAUUGUUAGGGCAAUGGUUAGGUUUGACAAACUGAUAGUUACCUGUCAGCUAAAUUAAAGCACACAUAUCAUAUCUGCUAUCUUAAAUUAAACCCCUUUACCCCUCCCUACAUACACAGCUUGUUGCCUUAUCUCAACAUGCAUACAGCACACUGCCCCCAUUACCACCACUUCCAUCACUCCCCUGUAAUCAUCCCUGGAUGCUCCUUGUUGGGUUAGGGUUGGGUUAGGGUAAGGGUUAGGGUUAUCUAACGCUAAACAAAUGACCUGUAUCAUGUGUAAUACAUUUUCAUAUUUUUGUGUGAACUUCAUAGAACAGCCUACAGUAAUGUAUUUCUUGUUAGCCUAAUGCUUUUGCUGUCAAUCAACAUCUCAUGUAAGCUUCUAUUUCUCUAUAGAUGGUGUUAAAACACUCAAAACCAGUUGUUUUGGUGAGCAGCCAUUGUUCCUGUGUGGCGGGCUGUGCCUUAUGCAAUCAUUUGGUUGCACUCCUGUAUCAGACUGCCCACUAUUCACAGCUAAGCAUUCCUGCUGUUCCCCCCGUGCACAGCUGCACAGACACAGAGCAGAUCUGGCACAAACCGAGGACACUGGGUGUGAGGCCAGGCCCAGUUGGAGAAAUGGAGUUUCGAAAACCCAAAAAUUCAACUGCAGACUGUGUAAGAAGUUCUCUCUACAAGGCGGUGGAUGGGGAACUGCUAGAUCUUGCCAUGUUGAGAGUUUCAGAGGUGUACAAAGAUUUCCCUCCUUCACUUGCACCCUUGGUGACAACAAUGGGCAUGUCCGCUGAUGUCCCAUUAGUCCAGUCUGCAUUUGGAGCUGUCCAGGCAGGGAGCUUACUGUCAUUUCAGCAAAAACCUCCAGCAAUAAGGGAAGUCUUCAACAUCCCAUCUGCUCCUGCUUAUCCCUCCCUUCCCAUCCACAGCCACAGGCUUCAACCGCCAUCCUGUGCCUAUGUUCUGUCAGAGCAAGAAAGUCUGCACCUGAAGUCUCUGGAUGUGUCAUUCAACAUGGCCCACAGGAUAGAAGCUGGAACACAAAUGCAGAGUUUGUGCCAGCAGUGGCAUCGCUUGAGAAGAAUGCGUGUGACAUCUACACGUUUCUAUGAGGUAUGCCAUGUUCGUGGACAUACAUCUGCAGAAAAUCUGGCUGAGAGAAUUCUCCGGGGAACUGGGCAGACCAGGGAUAUGAGGAGAGGAAUUGAUAUGGAGCCACGUGCUGUUAAAGAGUAUUGCACGCUGAAAAAUGUCAACUAUUCACCCUGUGGGUUCAUUGUGCAUCCUGAUGCUCCAUGGCUAGGAAGUUCUCCUGAUGGAGUCAUCUUUGAUCCCUCUGGGAACCCACCAUUUGGUCUCCUUGAGGUCAAAUGCCCCAAUAUCCAGAGCUAUGUAGACUGUCCCUAUCUAAAAAUGUCAGGUGGUGCUUUGAAACUCAGGAGGCAGCACAAGUACUACUGGCAAGUUCAAGGUCAGAUGCUACUGACAGGGCUAGAGUGGUGUGAUUUUGUUGUUUAUGCUCAGGAGGACAUGUUUGUCGAGCGUAUUUAUAAAGACCUUGAUGUAAUGCACACCAUUAGAGACGGAGCAGAUCAUUUUUUCUUUUACCACUACUUACAGAAGUGUUUACAGUAAAUCAGUCCAAUGCCUUUGUAUAGUAUCCAUCAAUAAGUGUAAUCAGUUGCAAUCAGUUCAUUAAUCAGUUUCAAUCGGUUCAGUGA